CUUAUGCAAAAAGUCUCUUAAAGACAAUGGUGUAUAGCUUGUACAGAUGGUCCGAGUUGGUGGAGAUAAUGGUCCGACUUGGUCAUAUAAAUGGGCCGAGUUGGCGUUUGAAAUGGGCCGAGAUGGCCCGACACCGCACCACCUACAGUGUCCCUGAAAGGCACACCCGUCCCCUACACCCGGACACACACCCUCCUGGGGCUGAGAAUGGAGGGAUCUCGCCUAACCUGGGCCAGUCAGGUGGCACACCUGAGCACCUCCUGCAAUAAACAACUUGACAUAAUGAAAAGGAUUACCGGCACUAGAUGGGGGGCUGACCGGGACCUGCUCCUGAAUUACUACAAAACCACCAUCAGAGCAAGAAUAAUGUAUGGCAGCAGCAUAUAUGGGGCAGCAGCUCCCUCUACCCUUUCCAAACUGGAUACAAUCCAGAAUGCUGCCCUGAGGAUAGCAAUGGGGGCAAUGCGGUCCUCCCCUGUUGUCUCCCUCCAUGCAGAGAGUGGCAUCCCCCCUCUAGCUACCCACAGAAAGGAGGUGCUAUGCCAUCAUUACCACCGCAUCAGGAGCCUGCCACCCACCCACCCUCUCUCCAAGCAGCACAGCACCUCAGGGGUGGACCAGGAUGCUCCAGUCUGGCUCCCUGGAGCCCGCCAACCCCUUCUAGUAAGGGCACUAUUGGUGCACCUCACCCUCCACCUCACUCCACCACCACCACAACCUAUCAGGCCACACUCCCCCAUCCCACCCUGGCUGGACAUAUCCCACAUGGUGUCCCUGCACAUCCCUGGCCUCCCUCCUAAACCAUCCUCCAGCAUUGUGGCGGCCACACACUUCCUCCAACUCGACAGGACACUCUACCACCACCACCUGAAGAUCUACACGGAUGGGUCACACUCCCCAUCGCCACCCUCCACGGCAUCAGCCAUUUACGACCCCAGAACCAGCACCUGCAGGACGUGGAGACUCCCCCCUGAGACAGACGUCCUGACGGCCGAGCUGUACGCCCUGCACCAGGCCCUCGCACACCUCCACACCACCCAUGCCAGGGGUAAGGGCCGUAAGGCAGUCAUCUAUACAGACUCCCUCUCGUCACUUCACCUCCUCCUCUCCCGCCACCCAACAUCCUCGACGGCCCUGGCCCACACCACCCAGCGAGCCCUUCUCCUCCUAACAUCUGAGGGGUGGGAGGUCACCCUGCAGUGGGUGCCCUCACACUCAGGCAUAAAGGGCAACAACAUAGCAGACGCCGCCGCCAAGAUGGCCCUGGCGGACGUAAACAUCACGCCGCUCCCCCUGCCACUCUCCACGGCCAAACGCCUUAUUUCCUGCACCUGCCGCGCCUCCUGGGACGACACGCUCGCCCACACCCUCCGCAUCACCUCCAUGGGUCAAUACCGCACCAACUCCUCCCCACAGCCGUGGGUACGGAAAACGUCCCGCGUCCUAGACGUGGCCUUGACGCGCCUUCGCCUGGGCCACACACGCCUCGGCGCUCACCUCCACCGCUUGCGCCUCGUCCCCGACCCUCACUGCCCCUGGUGCAGGACCGCUGAGGACACCAUUGAGCACCUGCUGCUGCACUGCCCCCGCCACCACUCCCAGCGAGUGCUGCUCCGGCACCAACUCCGCGCCCUGGACGUGCCCACCUUUGACCUGCCCACGCUGCUGGCGGCGGCAGGCGUCCACCCCUCACGACAGGAAGCAGUCCUCCGCCUCACCUGCGCCUUCCUUAGGAAGACGAGGCAGCUGACGCGCCUGUGAAGCCCUCGCAGGACGACACCAGGGCUCAUGUGAGCGACUAGAUCGCCGCGGCCCUAAACAACAACAACAACAACAAAGGCUGGGAGAAAUCUCGAGCCACCUGUGACCUGUGACAUCAAGAUUACGAUCAAGAUCUGCUGACUCCUGCUGGUAGUGACUCCUGCUGCUGGUGCUGUUGGUGGUGCCGCCGUCACAGUCAGCACUCCACACAGCAGCCUCCGUCCAGUGGUGACCCCAAGACUCCGUGCCCGGGCCGAGUUUCCACCGGUCUGAUCUUUCUCCACCUGUCAUGAUCCCAGCGGUGGUCAGUGUGCUUAGCUAGGAACCCGCGGGCCAGUCAGCACCCGCCUGGCCCAGCCUUUCGGCCUUUCAUUUGAGCUGUCUGUGAAUGGCUACCUGCGACACCUUGGAAAAGUAAACUGUGGUAACCCGGACUUCACACUGCCGUUACUUUGCUUCUACCCACCCCAGGCUCCAGGGUCAGCGUGGACAAGGCUUUCUUAGUUGUGGGCAUUUCCGGUAGUAGUUUUAUGACCCUGGUGGUAGUUUGACCCUUCUUCUGUACCAUGAACCUGAAGAAACACUCAUUGGAACUCGUGACCCCCUCUUUGACCUUUAGAAAUAGCUCAUGUGAGAAGCAAAAGUGUCUUAUAAUACUGACCUUUAUCUUUGCUCACCAUUCUGUCGUCAUUGUUCAGCAUCUUCUGAGUGUCCACAUACUUCAGAACUAAUGGACGUAUUCUCAACGCUUCCAGCUCUCACCGCCACCGCUUCCCAGGGCCACAAGGGAGAUAGGUCAGGUUCCCAUGAGUGUUUCCACGUUCAUGGUGCAGAAGCCUUGUCGAGCUAUCACUGUAUGGGCGGUUUCCUUCCGUCUGUACACUCGCGAACGUAGAUGUGGCACCUGUGCAUUGCUAGUUCAUGAUUGCGUCAAGAUCAACUUUUUAUUUUUAGUGAUAUAUUUGAGUGAUUGUGUUUACAAAGAACCAUCAAGCUCUCUUAUAUAAACAGCAAACAUGCCAAUUUGCAUUGAUAAUAUACCCUACAAGCACACGAGAGACAUGCAUGUAUCAAGCAGAAUUGUCAGGUCAUACCCAAACGAUCUAUGGCCUUUCAAAUACCUAUCAUUCGUCUCAUUUCAGGUAUACAAAAAGACAUCUGGUCCUGCAGUGCCUGUACAUGAGAACUUUGAUAUUUGUUGCAUGCAAAUAAGCCGGGUAAUAUUGGAAAUAGCCUACCGGUGGCAUCACACUCAACAGUUGUUGUUUACUAUUUCAUGUUGUGUUAAAUAUAAAUCAUUAUUGACAUUCAGUGAGUUAUCAAAAACCUUUAUUUGCACUUUCAGAGCCAGAUUCCUUUUAAUGUACGUACUUGAAAUGAGAUGAAUUAUAGGCAUUUGAAAAGUCAUAGAUUGUUCAAGUAUGAUCUGACUACACUGUUGGAUACAAGCUUGUCUUUUCUCGUGCUUGUGUGGUGUACUAUCGAUGCAAAUCGCCAUGUUUGGGAUGUAUUAGGACAGGUUUUUUUGCAUACAUAAACAUUCAAAUAUAUUAUUGAAAAAUCAGCUUGAAUAUCUUGACAACAGUUGAUUUUCACAAAUUCACGAACUAGAAAUGUGCAGGUGCCACAUAUAUCAAAAUUCUUGCUUUGUUGGACAGAUGAAGUGAAGCCGAGUAUGGGGUCACACCACCACCCUUGGAAACACCCUCGACAGCCUUCCCCAAAGCCUUGCCAAGUGUAGGUGUGUGAGGGAAGAAAUGUGUGACACUACGGGCCUUGUGUUCACUUAUAUUCCUAAUUCCUGUCUGUCCUUACGAGCAGGUCAGGGAAGUAACCCG
This is a messenger RNA of Eriocheir sinensis (Chinese mitten crab), 3599 nucleotides long. RefSeq lists its product as uncharacterized. Bases 208 to 1761 code for a protein of 517 amino acids. The transcript has 2 exons. The record is from RefSeq and is a predicted model, not a curated record. Lineage: Eukaryota; Metazoa; Arthropoda; Malacostraca; Decapoda; Varunidae. Gene Ontology annotation, molecular function: RNA-DNA hybrid ribonuclease activity; nucleic acid binding.